CUCACUUUAAGUUAUUUAUGGCGAGAAGUCUGCAAGAGUGACAGUUAAUAUUUUAUGAUGACGUUUGAAAUAUUUAAUGAAUCACCAGGACCAUUGCGGCUAAAAAAACAGAACUCAGUAUUGGAGCGUAAAUUUUUUUUAAUUGUGAGUGUUGGAUUAGUCUGUUCAAUUUUACCGAUUAAUACUUCAGCGGCUGCUGUCGACACUCCACAAAACGAUGUGGCGGCAAACAAAUGCACAGGUAACACAUGUGCCGUAGAACAAUCAGAAACCGCCACACGAGUCACAAAAUACCGUGAUGCCAAUGUCAACCCCUGUGAUAAUUUUUACAAAUUCGCUUGCGGUAGUUACAAGAAAACUGAUAAGUCCGAUGAUUACAAUCAUCUAGAAACUUUAAGGAAUGAUGAACUUAAGAAGUUGAUUCAAAAAGGAACCUCUUCCGAAUUCAAACCUUACAAGCUUAUCGAUGAUAUUUACAAAACAUGUAUUAAUAAAGAUGCUAAAGGACAGCAAGCGUUAGAUACUCUCAAACGAAUCAUUAAAAGUUUGGGCAGUUGGCCAAUUCUAGAAGCCGAUAAAUGGAAGGAAGCUGAUUUCAAUUGGAUCGAUUUCAGUAGCAAUGCCAAAAAAGCCGGUUACAAUAUAAACUAUUUCUUAGAUUGGGAGCCAUUGACUAUAUAUAGGGAAAAGAUGAAAGUUAUCAGAUAUUCUGUCACCAUGGCGCGAAGCUACUUCGCGAAUUCAAUGAGCAGCAAAAUUGAAACGCAGAAACAAAUUUACAGCGACUAUAUGCUCAAAAUAUCAAAACUUUUUGGCGUAAAUACUGAUGAUAUAACCCAGCAAUUGAACGAAGCCUUCGAUUUUGAAAUAAAAUUACAGGAAAUAAAUUCUGGAAAUGGGUCGGACUAUACUCCUCACAUCAGCAUUGAGCAAUUAAAAACUCAAUGCCCAACUGUCGAAUGGGAUAAAUUUGUCGAAAAAACUCUGAUGCCGUUCGUUGAUGCCGACGAAAAGCCAAUUUUGACCGUCCGUAAUUCGACCGCUCUUGCAGGAUUCGCUAAACUCAUUGAAAGUACUCCUAAACGUGUGCAAGCCAAUUACGCCGUAUGGAAAAUAAUUCAAUACUCGGUUCCUUAUUUAACUGAAGAAUUUAGGGAAGCGUUGAAAAAUUUCAAUGAACAAAUAGGCCUCACAGAAAUGCCGCAAGAAGAUUUUUGUGUUAACAUGGUCAAAAAAUACGCUGAAUAUGCCCUCAAUUCAUUGUAUUUGGAUCAGUACAAGAGCAGUCAGGAGACUAUUAAAACAAUGGUUAGAUCUAUUAAAGAAGAAAUGAUAAAAAUGGUAAAAGAUUCUAAAACAUUGAAUGAGGAGGAUAAGAAUGGAGCAAUUGAAGUUGUUAACAAGAUGAUUUAUACAAUCGGACCGUCGGAAAAACUUUCAGACCCAAAGGAAUUGGAAAAAUUCUACGCAGAUGCUCAAGUUGUUGAAGACAAUUUCCUGCAAACAAUUUUGAAUUUAAAUUUGUUUAAGAUAAAGAAAGAAUUCGGUAACAAAGUGCAGUUGGACGUGUUCCCAUUUUUCAUUUCCAAAUCAGCCAACCCAGGAAUCCCAGAAAAUUUCGCUGGAUAUCUGUACAUUCCAACUUCUAUGAUACCCAGUCCGUACUUUAACGUAAACCGUCCGAUGUACAUGAAUUUUGGUGCAAGUGGAACUCAUAUAGCGAUAAAUAUUUACAAAAGUUUACUUUUCUUCGGAAGAAAGUGGACAGAUGGCGGAGAACUACUUUCAACAGAUCAAGUCGAUUGCUUCCGUAACCAAUACGGCAAUUCAACUAAUGCAAAUAAAAACAAUCGUCAUCCUAAGCCUGAAGAAGACAUGAUAGUCCAAUUCAUCGGUUUUCGUACUUCUCGGGCUACUUAUCAGAAUUACGUAACUAAAAAUGGCGCCGAACAAGCUCUUGCAGGACUGCCUUAUACACCGGAACAAUUAUUCUGGAUUUCAUAUGCGCAAUCAUUGUGCCCUGUUUUUGCUAAUCAAACAGACGCUGAAUCUACUGAUGCUACAAAUAAUCAAUUCGCUUCUCCCGAAUAUAAAUUAACAAAAAUACUGUCAAAUAUACCGGAAAUUUCAUCUGAUUUUAAGUGUCCUGUUGGUUCUAACCUUAAUCCCGAACACAAAUGUACUUGGUGGUAGUUUGAGUAAUCUGCAAAGAUGGAGCUGUCAGAAAACCUGCAAGUAUAUUUACUUGGACACAAAAAUAAUAAUUUUUUUAUAACUACUGUAGUACGAAAAUAUCUAUUUUACUGUUGUAAGAGUUAUGUAAAAUAAAAAUAAUCAUGUAAAAUGAUCUAAGAUCUCGUAAUGAGCAUAUGUAUGUAUAUAUAUACUGUGUAAUUAUUGUGAAAAUCAUAUACAAAUAAAAUAUCAAUCAUAUUUAA
Microplitis demolitor is the source of this 2438-nucleotide messenger RNA. RefSeq names its product neprilysin-2. Gene Ontology annotation, molecular function: metalloendopeptidase activity. Bases 55 to 2193 code for a protein of 712 amino acids. Lineage: Eukaryota; Metazoa; Arthropoda; Insecta; Hymenoptera; Braconidae. The transcript is spliced from 8 exons. Gene Ontology annotation, biological process: protein processing. Gene Ontology annotation, cellular component: plasma membrane. The record is from RefSeq and is a predicted model, not a curated record.